AGGGCUUUGAAGAAGGCGGCCACCAACGUGGAGAAAGACAUGGUGAAGUCGUGCUUCGCCUAUUUUGGGAUUGUCCCCGCGGGGGACUGUUGCCAGGUGUCUCAGAACGAAGCUGAGCCCAUCCUCAAGUUUUUGGCGGACAAGCUGAGUCUGAAAGAGAGGAAGACGAAAGGUUGUUUCGCAGUAGGCACGGAGGAGGUGAAAUCAGCUCUGAGGCAGCACUUGUUAAGCAGGUUGUGCUCCAUCACCCAGGAGUUCCGGAGCAAACGCUACCCUGGCAUCUGCAGGAAGUACAUCGUUGGCCUGAAGUGUGAGGAUAAGAGCUGUGAGGACUACCACAGGCCCUUGCUGCGCCACGAAGCGAAGACAGUGUUUCAGAAUAAAACGCUUCUGGUGGCAAUCAAUGGGUUGCUGUUGGAAGCCACGCACACUUUCCCUAAAGAGCUACUGAGUCAGUGCAAAAGCUUUGAUGACAUUUUGUCUGCCGACAAAUAUGCGUCGUGUGAAGCCCUCCUGGAAGUGUUUUUCCCUAAUCAUUUUCAUUUGAGAAUACUCUCUGAGAACACAAAGGCGUGCAGAGAAAUACUGGAAUUCGGUAACGUUGUUUCUAAACCCUGCAGGGCAGUGUUGAAGGAGUACAUCAUGUUUAAGUUCAAAAAUGCAGGCAUUGCAGCCAGAAGAGAAUCGACUGACUUGUGGCUACAUGCCAUGCAAGCUUUCAUCUUAUCUUCAGGAUAUCCUGAAGAAUUUGAGAAGCUGCUUUUUAAGGAGGAGGAUGAUUAUAACAAAGAGCUCAACUUGGCUAUGUCAAAGGCAAAUAACUCCCUGAGGAGUAAAGGGCAAGGAGGGAAGGCCAAAGGAAUAGAGGGCAGACAUGGCAUGUUGCUCCCUGACAAAUAUGCCGAAAAUACAGGAAGACCCCACUUGUGCUUCAUUCGACUUCUUGAAAAUUCACUGGAGCAACUCUAUGUUCAUAAGAACCCAGAAAACUGUAAAAGGUUUUUUUUCCGGUUUAUGAACGUCCUGGUCAAGAAAUGCACGAGGAACUUGGUUCCAAGCAUUGGAAACACGGUGAUGUUGUUGGAAUUCCAGUAUAUUCUCUGUUGUGCUGUCCUGAUGCGACUCUCCAAGAACAUCACUCUCUGCUUUCCAAAGAGCUACAUUGCUCUCAUUCAUUACUGGGAGUUCUUAUUCAGAAGCAAGGACCAUAACAAAGAACUUAGAGACACAUUCUCUAUUAUACAAGACUACAGACCAAAGGAUGCCUAUGUAGCUGUACAGAACUUCAGGGCUCAUCUCUGCUACCUAGCAGAAGUUUUGUGUGGAGUUCAUGGAAGGUUCAACGUCCUUCUGGAUGCUUUUGAGGAUCCUAAAUGCAUAACUUCAGGGGAGGCCGAGCGGACUGCAGUGCUGUGCUUAGUGAUGCUGCUGAACGCCGACCAGGUGCAGAAUCCUAAAUGUAGAUUCCUCUUACGCCAACACUUCCCUGAAAUCAAGGCCAUGCUGAAGUCGGUGGGGGAGGACUCUGCCUUUCAAGUGCCUGGGAGGUUGCUGAAGGUCGUGGAACAAGGGAGUGAUGCUACCCACGUCAGAGAGAUCGCCGCGGGCCUGCAAGAGCUGCUGGCAGAGCGAGAUGCGGAACACUUGGUUGACUGCCGGUGGAAGUGGGACCCCGUGUACACCCAGGGGCACCCAAUACGGGGCAUUCUCUACGAACCCAUAAACCUCGACAGGUUUAUCACCUCUUUGGAUAAGACGGAAUACGGCGAUGAGGUGGAGAAGGAACUCGAAAGGGUUCAUUGCUUAGAGGACCAGAAGGAUCCCCUGGAAGUCAUCGCGCUCAACAGGCAGCAGAAGCAAGAGCAGAAGGCGUCUGCCCAACGGCAGCUGCGGCGUGUCUUCCACUUGGUCUCUCUGUGCGUGAAGUGGAGGAGGAAGGCCUGCUCCAAAGCUGAGCCCGUUGCGAGGGCCAGGGAGGAGUUUCUGUCAGAUGUCUUCAAAAAAGCAGAUAUUGACCCCACCCAGUGCGACCUCUGCGGAGUCAGAUUUAUCCAGAGCUCCGAGGGCUAUUUUGGCCGGUCGGAAAGCAUGGAGGGGGAGAGUUGUGAAGGGGUGGCACCCACGGAGGUGGGUGGGGAGGGGAAGCUGCAGGCAGGAGGAGAUGCAGUUUCGGUGGCCAGCGAGGCUUACACAGAGCACAGCAACACGGAGCAGCACAGAAGGAACAACGCUGCCUACCAGGGCUACGCUGAGUUCUUCAGAAGAAAGAUAGAUCCAGUGAUUCGUGAGGGGCUGGAAGUGGUGGAGGCCAUCACAGAAAAGACUUGCACCCAAGACCACUUAGCAUCUAAAGAAGGUUCCAACUUACGCCAGAUAAAAAUCAAAGAGAAUAUUAAGGAGAUUUCAGAUGCAGUAGAGGAAAUCUAUGAGAGGAAAGCCUGGGCUAAAGCUGAAGAAAUAAUAACCAAACACGCCAGCAAGUUGGUGGUCACCAUUGAUGAGGCUCGUAAGUGGCUGAAGAAGAUGGACUCCCACAGGAUCAAAGAGGAAGGCUCUGUGCAUGAUAGAGACUUGGAAAAUGAAGUGGAAGAUGAAAGCAUGGCUUUUGAAGAACUUUUCCAUAAGAAACGCUCAAGAAAAAGAGGCAGAU
Messenger RNA from Merops nubicus (carmine bee-eater), 2650 nucleotides. Its product is annotated as TPR and ankyrin repeat-containing protein 1-like. The record is from RefSeq and is a predicted model, not a curated record. The annotation marks the transcript as partial. The transcript is spliced from 3 exons. NCBI's taxonomy places the organism in Eukaryota, Metazoa, Chordata, Aves, Coraciiformes, Meropidae.